Bombus huntii is the source of this 1770-nucleotide messenger RNA. RefSeq names its product zinc finger protein 277. The transcript is spliced from 8 exons. The coding region runs from base 488 to 1744 and encodes 418 amino acids. Lineage: Eukaryota; Metazoa; Arthropoda; Insecta; Hymenoptera; Apidae. The record is from RefSeq and is a predicted model, not a curated record.
UCUAUAAGUAAAAAUACUAAAAACAUGACUUAAUAGUUAUACUUCUUUAUACUUGACACAUUAUUAAAAUUAAUCAUAAAUAUUCAGAUUUCUACAGUCUAAGCAUUUAUCUCGCAGUACUUUGUUGUUUAUUUUGUAUUUAAAUGUUACAUUGAAAAAGAACAUUCUAAUUUUAUCCAAUAGAAACUUCUCAUUUUGACUGAACAACAGAAACAUGAGUUCUUUGACAGGACAAAGUACUGUUCAGUAACAAAUAGUAAUAUUCCUCCAUACCUUUGUAUGUACAAUUAAUUUAUCAGGAUAUUAAAUUUAUCUACAAACUUUAAAGAAAUAUAAAUCAUAUUCUUACUUUCAUGGAUAUGUGUCAUGUAUCAUAUAUUAUAUAAAAUAAAUAAUAUUUAACCUAUUGUAUGAAAGAAAUUUCUGAAAUAAAUUUAAAUCUUAUAAAUUAUAUAUUGAUUUAAAAGAUAUUAAAAGUAGAACAGCUAUGAAUUCGACAGAAAAAUAUAAAGAUUUGUUACCUAUAAACAGUGUUUAUAAUGAAGAUGAUACUGUAUUUAAAUCUCAAUUUGUUGGACUUGAUGAUAAACCUUACAAUACAAAAUGUGUUUUGUGCGAUGAAAAAUUCGUUCUUCCAAAAAAUGAAAAAGAAUUGUUGUCUCAUUUAUUUGAAAAACAUCGUCUUGUAAUAGGAGAUGUUUGGAAUAUUGCUAGUUUAAAAAGCUAUAUACAUUAUUGGAGUGUGAAAUUUAAGGAAGAGCCUUUAACUAAAUUCUGUACAACAAUGUUAAUGGAUUGCACCCCUGAUGGAGAACCAAGUAAAAAUGAAAAAUAUUAUCUACUUUCUGAUUGUAUUUCAGAAGAUAAAACUUUAAGACAUGAAAUACAUCAAGCUAAACUGGAAUGGGUUUUAUCAGAACAAGCAAGAGAAAGGAAAGAUACAAACUUUAAUCGUGGUUGCAUGUUUUGUAGAACAGAAUUUUCAGGUUUACGUAUUACGUAUAUAAAGCACUUAGCCCAAAAACAUAAUUUAUACCUUGGGAAACCAGAUAAUUUGGUAUUCAUAGAUGAAUUUUUAGAUAAAAUUCAAACAGCUAUUGAAAGUUUGAUAUGCAUAUAUUGUGAAAAAUUGUUUAAAGAUCGUACAGCUUUAAAGGAACAUAUGCGUAAGAAGUUACACAAAAGGAUAAAUCCAAAUAAUAAAGAGUAUGAUAAAUUUUAUAUAAAUAAUUACUUGGAACCUGGAAAAUCGUGGAGACAUAAACAGAAUACUCACACUGAAAAUGAUGUGGUAGGAGAUCAAAGCAGUGAAAAUGAGGAUGAAGAUACCUGGUCAGAUUGGAAUGAUGAAGGCAUUGGAAUAUCUUGUUUGUUCUGUACUUACAGUGAUAAACAUUUCCAUCAUAUUCUUACACAUAUGAAAGCAGAACAUGAUUUUGAUUUUAAAAUUGCAUCAAAAGAUUUAACAUUUUAUCAAAAAGUAAAAGUAGUUAAUUAUGUCAGAAGACAAAUUCAUUUAAAACAAUGUGUCUUUUGUGAAAUGAAAGUGGAUACUGUUUUGGAACACAUGAAGGAAGAAAAUCAUUUUAAGAUACCUUCACAAAAAGUGUGGGAUCAACCAGAGUAUUAUUUUCCUAUGAAUGAAAAUGAAUCCUUUUUAUAUAAUUUGGAUACAAGUAGUACUAGUGAUGAAGAAAGUGAUAUUGAAAAUGCUACAGAGACAAUGUAUGAAACACUUAAAUAAUAAAGACUUUCUGAAAAAUAUAAAAA